CUUGUAUUGAUUGGCGCCAUAUAAAAGGGCGAGAAAGAUCCGAGAAAAAGGGCUUGUUUUGGUUUUACUGGGAUAUUUAUAAGCAAGCAUGGCUAUUCAAGCGCAGUUGCAUACAGAGAAUCUGGGUUUUCCUUUAGGUGGUUCACAAGAUUGGAUGGACAAUUGUUGUGGGUUCAAUGAACUUUAUUUCAAUCCUCAUCAACAACAGCAGAAACAACAACAGAUGCAACAUCUACCCUUACAAAAACUACAGCCCAGAAAUCCUAAUUUAUAUUUCGACACUAGUUUGCUUCCCAAAAGCAACAACAACGGCCCAUUGAUGUUUUCUCAAAGUAUAGCAUCUCAGAUUGAGAAUCAGAGGCAAGAAAUUGAUAGGUUGAUUAGUCUACAGAAUGAAAGAUUGAGAUUGGCUUUUGAAGAGCACAGAAAUCAGCAAAUCUCAAUGAUUCUGAAGAAAUACGAAUCAAAAACACAGUUUUUACUUAGACAAAAAGACGAACAAAUAGUAAAAGCCAUGAACAGAACAAUAGAGCUGGAGGACUUGUUGCAAAGAAUGGAGAUUGAGAACCAAACAUGGCAGAGAGUGGCUAAAGAAAACGAAACAAUGAUCAUAUCUCUAAACAACACAAUCGAACAACUCAGAGAAAAUGCUUGUCUCUCAACCAAUAAUAUUGAAGAUGCAGAGUCUUGCUGCGAUAUGAUCGAGAACAACAGAGGAGACACAACAGAGAACGAAAGGGGUGAGGGUGAGGACAACACAGAACAUCAACAUCAACAAAACAAUGCAGCAGAGCAGAGAACGAGAAAGAUGAUUUGCAAAAGAUGCAAUUCUCGUAGUUCGUGCAUUAUUUUCCUACCUUGUAGGCACCUUUGUUCAUGCAAAGGUUGUGAAGCUUUUCUCUAUUCUUGUCCUGUAUGUGAAAUUGUAAAGAAAGCAACUAUAGAGGCCUUGAUCUGAUUUUCCAGGAAAAUUGAUAUUUUUCUCCUGGAAAAUAGAGAGAGACGAUUGUUGGAUUUGGUCAGUAGGGGGAGGAUGAGCAUGAACAGAACCCAUUUUGAUUUUUACAGUAUAUGAGUAGUUUUUUGUUUUUAUUUAUAUUUUUUUCUACUUUAGAAUUUCAUGUUUUUAGAUUUGAUUUGUAAGUAUAAACAACUGUCAAUCUACUGAACAGAGUUACAG
This is a messenger RNA of Ilex paraguariensis (yerba mate), 1180 nucleotides long. The record is from the annotation of a GenBank genome assembly. NCBI's taxonomy places the organism in Eukaryota, Viridiplantae, Streptophyta, Magnoliopsida, Aquifoliales, Aquifoliaceae.